AUGGCAGUGCCCUCCACAUUAUCGCCCAGACGUCCCGGACCGAAACGAGGCGCCGCGUCCACAACACGUCAGCCGCAUCGGCACCACAAGGGUGGCGUCCGACAACGUCGAGUCCCCCGCAGAUGCUUCGGGGCGCCGCCUACCAGCAGAGACAGCGAAAGAUGCGCACAGCCACACACAAGCCUCCCGGACGAGAAGAGAAGCGAAAUGCCACUACCGCACAAACUACAAAAGCUACAGCAGCGUGGCACCGAUGUGGCAAGAGGCUCUCCUCAUCCUCCGAAGCACGGGCCUCCUAGUCAGCGUCGCAAAACAACGUACCCACGUGAAUAG
This is a messenger RNA of Trypanosoma grayi, 333 nucleotides long. RefSeq lists its product as hypothetical. The transcript has a single exon. NCBI's taxonomy places the organism in Eukaryota, Euglenozoa, Kinetoplastea, Trypanosomatida, Trypanosomatidae. The coding region runs from base 1 to 333 and encodes 110 amino acids. The record is from RefSeq and is a predicted model, not a curated record.